Hibiscus syriacus is the source of this 342-nucleotide messenger RNA. RefSeq names its product 60S ribosomal protein L38-like. Gene Ontology annotation, cellular component: cytosolic large ribosomal subunit; ribosome. The transcript has 3 exons. Lineage: Eukaryota; Viridiplantae; Streptophyta; Magnoliopsida; Malvales; Malvaceae. Gene Ontology annotation, molecular function: structural constituent of ribosome. The coding region runs from base 132 to 341 and encodes 69 amino acids. Gene Ontology annotation, biological process: protein-RNA complex assembly; translation. The record is from RefSeq and is a predicted model, not a curated record.
AACACAGAAAUCUUUUCUGUGGUUUUUAUUGUGGUCUGUAUACUUAAUCGAAUAUAAGAAAAGUUAGGGUUCGGAGCAAUCUGUGUUUGUGUUUUUGCAGUCAAGAAGCUCUCCACAAACUUCGAUCGAAAAUGCCUAAGCAAAUUCAUGAGAUCAAGGACUUCCUUCUAACUGCCAGAAGGAAAGAUGCACGCUCUGUAAAAAUCAAGAAGAGCAGAGAUUUUGUCAAGUUCAAAGUUCGCUGCUCGAAGUACUUGUACACACUUUGCGUCUCUGAUGCUGAGAAGGCGGAUAAGUUGAAGCAGUCUCUUCCUCCAGGUUUGAGUGUCCAAGACCUGUGAA